AUGAGUACCGCGGGAUCAUUCGAAGCUAUCACUGGGGAAAAGCGUCGUGUGGCUCAUCGACCCAAUGAAUCAGUGAAAGAUGUCAUACGUGGGUUGGCUUUUAAGAAACAAUCCGUUGCACAGAUGGUAAAUUUGCUGACAUCAAAGAAUGGCAGAAAGGACAGUCGAGUACAGCUUCAACAUGGAUCAAAAGAAGUGAAAAAAACACGACCAUUUCAUCGUAGCCGACGUUUGAUGUCAUCCUCGGAAGAGGAGGAGGAGGAGGAAGAAGAAGAAGAAGAAGAAGAAGAAGAAUUAAUUGAAAAUGGAUCAGAUGAUGAGGAUUUGAAAUUUUUGGAGGCACCACGCACUACUACCAGUUGGAGAGAACAGAGUUCAGAUGCAGAAGCGGAUGAGGAUAAAAAAGAAUUAUCCGAAGUAUCUUCAAGAAGCCUCCGAGCUAUACCAAAUAUCAUGCAGAAAGAUCUAACUUUUGAGGAAAGGCUUCAAACGUUAACAGACAGCGAGUCAGGUGAUCAAAAAACGGAUGAAAAAGAACCAGUGAAAUGGUUAUGUAAGCCACGAUUAAAUGGUUUUUUGAAACAAGAUGAUACACAUGUAGCCACUCAACCGACUACAAAGAGAGGUGGACGGAAGAGAGCAAUCAUUUCUUCAUCCAGUGAUGAAAAAUCCGAGAGCGGCGAAAAACGAGUUCCAAUAAGUUUGAAAAUGAUGGUGAAGAAAGUUAAAAAGCACAAGAAAUACGUGAAUUCAAGUAGUGAGGAAAGUGAAAGUGAUGACGAACAUUAUGACUCGGAUAGUUCGGCGCGAAUAGGCAAGAGCGAUAAUAAUAGUGAAAAUGGUCAGAUUGUGCGGCGACGAAAUAAUCAAAACACUCCAUCGAUGGUUUUGAAAAAUUGUUGUGUAACGUUUUUUAACGAAGCUAAUCGAAAUAUGUUGAUGGCAACCCCACGCAUAAAUGAUAAAGUAGCAGAUUUUAUAAUCAACAAUCGGCCGUUUCGAGAUUAUGAUGAUUUGGAAUCUCGCCUUUUGCAAUGUCCACGUGGAUCAUAUGCUGCUGAGCAAUAUUUAGACUUCUUGGAAAAUCGCAGUAUACUGGAAAAUAUCUUGGAUGACUGUCGUCGACAUUCAGAAGAAAUUUAUUCUGCUUUGGAUUCGAUUAAAUCUAAACAGUUGCAAAUGAAGCCAAAACUGCUAAGUGAAGAGUGCCAACUUCAUCCAUAUCAACAAAUUGGUCUGAAUUGGCUUAUGAUGAUGCAUAAACUAAAACUGAAUGCUAUUUUAGCUGAUGAAAUGGGUCUUGGAAAGACGGUUCAAGUAAUAGCUUUUAUAACUUAUUUAAAGAGUGAGCAAAUCAAGGGACCACACUUAAUUGUUGUACCUUCCUCGACAAUUGAGAAUUGGCUUAGUGAAUUUUCAAAAUGGUCUCCGAAAGUCAAUAUCAUUACGUAUUAUGGUAGCAUUGCUGAUCGGAGGCAGUUGCGACACAUGGCAACUGAUAAAAAUAUAGAUGUUUUACUGACAACUUAUAAUAUGGUUGGAUCUAAAACAGAAGAUCGGAAAUUUUUCAAGCGUUUUCGAAUAAACUAUGUUAUUUAUGAUGAAGGCCAUCUAUUGAAGAAUUGUAAUACCGAUCGAUACAAAAAUCUUAUGAAAAUUCAUGGUGAGAGGAAAAUUUUAAUUACUGGCACACCUCUUCAAAACAAUCUUGUUGAGCUAAUUUCAUUAAUGUACUUUACAAUGACGAAAUUGUUUACAAAAUAUUGUGAUGAUAUUGGACAACUUCUACAACAAUUUCAGCAGAAAAUACCUGCAUUGGAAGCCAAAAAUGGUGCACUGUAUGAAGCUGAUAAAAUUGAACAAGCAAAAGCAAUCUUGAAGCCAUACAUUUUACGAAGAUUAAAAGUAGAUGUAUUGAGUUAUUUACCAAAGAAAAAGGAUCGUGUGAUCAAGUGUCAGAUGAUUAGGGAACAAAAAGAGAUCUACACAGAUUUGAUACGUGAGUUUCGUUUGCUAGAAUCGAAUGGUGAAAAAUACACUUCAAGCCCAUUAAUGCAAUUGCGACAAGUGGCCAAUCAUCCUUUAUUAUACAGGCGGUUAUAUAAUGAUGAUAAAGUGAUUCAAAUUGCCGAAGUUUUGUGCUCAAAGGAAAAUGAAUACCGUAAAAAGAAAUCAGAUCAUGUCGCAGAAGAUCUUGCUUUUUUAUCAGAUUUUGCAAUUAGCCAAUUAUGUUCAAAAUUUACCUCGACACAGAAAUUCAUCCUCAAUGAAGAGGUCGCACUUGAAUCCGGAAAACUUAGGGAAUUGGAUAAAUUGUUACCUUCGAUCAAAAAAAAGGGUGAUAAAGUGCUAAUAUUCAGUCAGUUUACAUCAAUGAUGGAUAUUCUUGAAGUAUACCUCAGAUUGCGUGACUAUCAAUAUUGCCGUCUAGAUGGCUCAACUCCGGUUAUGGAAAGGCAAGAUGUGAUCAAUGAAUAUAAUUCAUCGCCUGAUUUAUUUGUCUUCCUAUUGUCUACGAAAGCUGGUGGUUUGGGUAUCAAUUUAACUGCAGCUAAUCAUAUCAUAUUGCAUGACAUUGAUUUUAAUCCAUAUAACGACAAACAAGCAGAAGGAAGAUGUCACCGUAUGGGUCAAACGAAAGAAGUUUUUGUUGUGCGUUUAAUAUCUGCUGAUACAGUUGAGGAGGAAAUGUUAGCUCUUGCUCAAAAGAAGCUUGAACUUGAGAAAGAAGUAACGGGUGCUAGCACAGCAGAAAAUAGCGAGAUGGAAAAUUUGAUUGUCGAAAAGCUUCUCAAAAAGGCGCUUGCAUUGUAA
Molecule: messenger RNA, 2814 nt
Organism: Brugia malayi
Lineage: Eukaryota; Metazoa; Nematoda; Chromadorea; Rhabditida; Onchocercidae
Product: SNF2 family N-terminal domain containing protein
Exons: 18
Coding region: 1-2814 (937 amino acids)
Cellular component (GO): nucleus
Molecular function (GO): ATP-dependent chromatin remodeler activity; DNA binding; ATP binding
Source: RefSeq, a predicted model, not a curated record